Molecule: messenger RNA, 1311 nt
Organism: Henningerozyma blattae CBS 6284
Lineage: Eukaryota; Fungi; Ascomycota; Saccharomycetes; Saccharomycetales; Saccharomycetaceae
Gene: YIG1
Product: Yig1p
Exons: 1
Coding region: 1-1311 (436 amino acids)
Source: RefSeq, a predicted model, not a curated record
AUGGGGAUUCCAGUAGAUAUCUAUGAUAACUCUAUUGAAAUAUUGAAAAAGAACAAGAAAAUCCUAUCUUCAGUUACUGAAACCAUUCAAGAAGGAUUACGCCACACGUUAAUAGAUUCGUUAUCAUCAUCUAUUGAAAGAAUACAAAGAAAUGAUCAGAGAAAUAUAUCUUUACAAUCCAAUAAUGGUUAUAAUAAUGAAAUCCCUUCUAAUGGUAUUCCCUUCCGAUGGACUUUGACAAGGUCUAAUAAUAUUUUAUUGAAUUCUGGUGAUAUGCAAGGGCUAAAGGCUAUUAACUCCAAGAAUGGUCCUUAUUGGAUCAUUCAUUCUACUCAUAAAAUCAUCAUCUAUGAUUACCUUAAUAAUAAAUUGAUUCAAGUGUCAUCCUUAGAAAAUGGCUUAUAUUUAGGUCCAUGGAAUAAUCCAAUCACUUGUAUCGAUUGUAAUGUCAUUGAUAAUGAUUCAAUCUUAAAUAUUUUAGUGGGUCAAGAAUCUGGCAGAUUGUUUUUAUUGAAAUAUAAUUUAUCAAGUGAUAUGAUUAUUGAUCAAACCGUAUUGGCUGUCGGUAGAAGAAACCAGCCUGAAUCCAAUAUUUUAGAUUGUUCCACCAUGUUAUUGCCAGAUUAUUGUAUUGCAUUUUCCAAUUUAGAUGGAUUAGUAUUUUAUGAGUUGAAUAGAGAUACACCAGCUAUCUUAAGACAUCGUUGGAAUAUUUUUGCAGAUUCUGAUCAUUUACAAAACUCAAGUUUGAAUUCUUCAAGUAUCUUAGGCUUGAAUGGUUGUAUUAUUGAUUUUCCCAAGCUAUUAUUAUUCGAUUCCACAAAUAUUUGGUAUUUCCAUGAUAUAUUGGAUGAUUCUUCUUCCUCUUCAUCGAUAAAUAAUAUUCCAUUGCCAUUGACUUUGAAACCAGGUGAAAUCAUUACAAAAAUCAAUCCCGUUCUCAACAGCGAUUCAUUGAUCUUGGAAACCACUCAACGAAUCUUGGAAGUCAACACAAACUCUGCCAAUCCAUCAUCCCCCACCAUGUCAAAUAACAACGUCUUUUACAGAUCUCCUGGCACUUGUCAUGUCACAGGUGAUUUGGAUUAUAUAUUCGCCUGUGAAGAACAUCUAUACGGCACUGCAUUAAGUAUUUACACGAAUAAUUUGUCUUCAAACGAAUGGUCUUUCUUAGGAUGCUGCGAUUUGAAAGCAAGUUUCGGAGUAAGCCAUAUCAAGGGCAUUUAUCGUUCAAGUAAUAACACGUUAAUUGUAUUAGUCGAAGGUUCAACAGGUGAAUAUUGCCUACAGACUUUACACAUCGUUUACUAG